AUGGAUACUACUGAAAAAAAUAAAAACUUAGAAUAUGAAACAGAAAAUUUUUAUAAAAUCGUUGACAGAAAUAAUGAUGAAGUAAAACUUUAUGAAAUUAAUGGAGAAAAAAAAGAGGUAGAAUUAAUUAAUUUUCAAAAUGAAGAAAUGAGAAAUGAAAAUGAAAUAAAUAAUUCUGAUAUGAGUAUAAACAAAAAUGAAAUGGAUAUAAAUAAUUUUCAUAGUAAUGAAAUAAAAACACAUCUUGAAGUCGAAAAAGAUGAAAAAAAAAAUUUUUUGAAUGAAAAUAAAAGUAAUUAUGAAACAGAAGAAGAAAAUUUAAAUGAUGAUGCAAAUAUAACUGAUGAAGGAGAAGAAGUAGAAGAAGAAAAUAUCGUUGAAAAAGACUUAAUUCUCCAAAGAUAUAAGCAUGGGAUUAAUAUAUAUAUAAAUUUUGAUGAUAUAAAAAAAAGUAAAGUUAUUGAUUUUUAUUCUGAAUGUUUAAAUAAAUAUAAAAACGAAAAUAAUUUUAUAUAUCAUCAGAAUUAUAAUAGCAAUAAUAAAGUAAAAGUUGAAGAAAAUGUGGAUUUAUAUUCAAUUAAUAAUUUAAACUUAAUAAAUGAAAAUAUAGAUAACAGUAAUAAUCUAUCUAAUUCAAAUGACAAAUGUUUACUUAUGAAAAAUAAAAAUGUUCUUAAAAAUACAAAUACCACUACUAUUAAUGAAGAAUUUAAAAAUUUUAAUCUUCAAAAAAAAAAACAAGAGUCAUUGGAUCCAUUAUUAAAAUGCAUAAAUUCUUUAUCUGAUAGAAUUAAUUUACAACAUUUAGUUGGUGAUCCAACAACCUAUUUUAAAAUUGGAGGAGGUGAUAUGUUUUAUGAUAUAAAUGAUCCAUUUUUAGAUGAUGAAGAAAUGUAUAAAGAAUUAAACAAAACUAAAAAUGAAAUUAUUUUAACAAGACAAAUAGAAGAUGAAUAUAGUAUAUGGAGUGCAGAUAUAUCGGAUGAUUAUAUUGAAAUAAAUCCAGACUAUUUUUUCUCUUUUUAUAACUCAAGGUGUAAAUAUAAUUUUUCAAGUGAUGAAGAGAGCGAUAAAAAAAAAAAUUUAAAAAAAAACAAUAAAAAUGUAGAAGAAUAUGAAAAAGAUAAAUACAAAAAGAAUUUAAAAAACAAAGAGAAAAAAAAUGAAAAUGGGAACAUAAUAAAUAUUAAAAAUAUAUACAGUAAUGACAAAAAUUCAGAUUCUUCUGUAUUUUCUUCAUCUAACUCUUCUAGUGAAAGCGUAAUUGAAUUAAAUGAACUGAAUGCUGGUAUUAAUUUUGAAAAAAGUUCAAAUAACAUCAUUAUUUAUUCAAGUGAUGGGGACAUAGAUCCCUCUUCUGAUGAUAAUGAAUAUGAAAGUAAAACAGAGGAAUCGGAAUCAUCAGAAGAAGAUAUUACAUUUAACCCCUUUGCUUGGAAGAAAUUUCAAAAGCAUAUCCCCCCAGAAUUCGUUGAUUCUUUUGAAAAACUAGAAAAAGAAUUAGAUGCAUUACCUCUUGAGGUAAAUACUUCAGAUAUACAAAACAUAAUAAAAAAAAGUGUUUGUAAUAUAUUUUCUCAAGUUAUAGAAAAAUAUGCAAACACAUUAAACCAUUUUGAUAAAGAAUUAAAUGACUUAAUUGAAAUAGACGUAAAGCUUCUAAGAUGGCUUACUACUAUUAUGACUAAAAUGUCUAACUCUCUCAAUGAUACAGAUAUAUACAGAAUAUGGUUUGAAAAUGUUUUUUUUUAUAAUACUAAAGUAUUUAUAAAUUAUGAAAAAGAGUUUAUUAAAAAAUUAAAAAAUUCGCAAAUUUUCGAAAAAAAUAAUGUAACACAUUUAAACAAUAUAUUAAAAGAUAUUACUCAAUGGAAAUUAUAUCAAGAAAAUAAAGAAAAACUAAGUAAAGAAAAUAAAGAUGGUAAUUAUCAUGAAAAUAAUAACAAUAAUAAUAUCAAUAAUAAUAAUGAUAAUAAAAAUGAUAACAAUAACAAUAACCAUAAUAAUAUUAACAAUGAAUGUAAUAACAAUUCGGAAAAUAGCAGUUUAGAACAAAAUAAUAAUAUUAUUGAAGAUAAUAAUAUAAAUAAGAGUACUUUAAUUAUUGAAAAUUAUAACAAAUAUAAUAAUGAUAAUCCUAACAUUAACAAAUCGAAUAUCCAAAAUAAUUUUAAUCUUUUGAUAAAAAGUAAUGAUAAUAGUAAUAAUGAAUUAAAUGAAAAACAUAAGGAAAAUGAUAAUUAUUUUAAAAUUCACAAAAUAAUUAAAUGUAAUAAUGAUAACGAAGAAAUUGAUAUUAACAAGGAUAACCAGUUAAAGAAUAAUUUUAAUGAGAUAAAUCUAAAAAAUAUUAAUAAUAAUAAUAAUAAUUUUAUUUCUAAUAAUUCAAAAAAAGAAAGCAUAGAUGAAAAUGAAAAAAGCAAAUUUUUAAAUGUAAAAAAUGAGUCAAAUAAUAAAAAUAAAUCUUCAUCACACAUUUCAAAUCAUAAUACAAUUCUACAAAUAGAUGAAGAUAAAAUGACUUCUGAUAAUUAUACAUUUUUAAAUAAAGAUUUUUUAAAAAAUGAAUAUAAUAAAAAAAAUAUAGGAGAUGAUUUAUAUUUUGAUUUUAAUAAUAAGAAAAAUGAAGAAAUGAUGGAUCAUGGUUUAAAUGAGGAAAAAUUAAGAAGUAUAGAUAAAUAUAUUAAGGAAAAUGAAGAAAAUAAUGCAAGUAAAAAUAAGUACCCAUAUAAGAACAAUGAAAAUGCAGAAUAUAAUGAAUCAAAUAUAAUAUAUAAAAUAACCAUGGAUAAUCAUGAAAUAGAAGAUAAUAAAUCGUUAGAAAAGUAUUUUAAAAGUUUUUCAGAUAUUUCAUAUGAUAUGUUAAAUUAUGUAAAAAUAUUUAUUAAACAAAAAUGUUUAUUAAAGGAUAUGAUUUCAGCAGGUUUCGAGGCCCUUGUAGAUAGGCAAAAUAAACAUUUUAUUAAAAUGCCAUAUAUGACAUUAUCAGAAAUAUUAACUAAUUUAUUUAAUUUUAGAUAUAAAACAAAUAUAAUAAUUAAUUCAGAUUACAUUGAAGGAUUAAUAAACUUUUACCAAGAAAAAUACAAAAUAGAUGUAUCUUAUGAAAAGGGAAAAAAUAAAAAAGUAUUUUUGUUUGAUACAAAUGAAAUGAAUAAAAUGAACAACAUUUAUUAUAAAAAUAUAAAUAAAAUGUUAUUCAAAGAAAAAUCAUUAUCUAAUGAUAAUAAUAGUAAAGAAGAAAAUAAAACAAAGAGUAAUAAUAAAAAUGAAGAAGAAAAAAGUUCUAUUAAAAAAAAAAACGUUAACAGUAUUAGUAAUAAUAUUGAUGUGCAAGUUAAAAAGGAUAAUAGUAAAACUAAUAAGAAACACGCAUUAAUUAAAAACGAAAGUAAAUCAUUAAACAAAAAGAAAUUGAUUGAACCUAUUAAAAAUGGAAAUACUAAAGAGAUUAAUUCUUUAAUAAAAAAGAAAAGUAAUAAAAUUUUAAUCAACGAAAUAACGAAAAAAAAUUCUGAUAAAAAAAAAAAUAAUAAAACAGAGAAGAAAUUAUCAGAUCAUAUAGUUAUUUGCUUAGAAAACGAGAAGAUAAAUUCAUCAGACAAAAUAAAACAAAAUAAAAAUAAGAAAAAUAAAAUUGAGAAUAUUAAUGUUAAAAAGGAUAUAGAAAAUAUAAAAAAAAAUAAAAAUAAUACUAGUAAUAAUGUUAGUAACAAUAAUAAUAAUAUGAAUAGUAAUAAUAAGAAUAAUAUUAACAACAAUUAUAAUAAUAAUAAUAAUAGUAUUAAUAAUAGUAUUAAUAAUAGUAUUAAUAAUAGUAGUAACAAUCAGAAGAAUAAAAAAAAUGAAAAUAAUAUUUUAAUUAUAACAGAUGAACAUAACAAUUUAAAAUCUAAUCAUAUUUUAAAUCAAAAAAUGAAGAUAUAUAAAAAAAGGAAGCUCAAAAAUGAUUUUCAAAUGAGUAAGAAAAACACAAACACAACCGUAUUAAAAAAUAAUAAACUUAAUGAAAAAAUAAAAGGGAAAACAACUGUUACAAAUGAAAAACAGGGUAUAAAUAAUUAUAUAAGUAUAGAAACAUCUGAUGACAAUUAUUAA
Messenger RNA from Plasmodium gallinaceum, 4098 nucleotides. Its product is annotated as conserved Plasmodium protein, unknown function. Bases 1 to 4098 code for a protein of 1365 amino acids. The record is from RefSeq and is a predicted model, not a curated record. NCBI's taxonomy places the organism in Eukaryota, Apicomplexa, Aconoidasida, Haemosporida, Plasmodiidae. The transcript has a single exon.